CGAAGCGACUCUCGCUCCUUCCCAUCCUAUUCCUGGCAUUCAUCCUUCCUCUCAUCCAAUGCCGCGCGCCAACGGAUCAGCCAGUCGGGACUGUGAUGAGGCCACCCCUCUCCUCUUCUCGAAUCACGGCGCCCCACCACCUGCGCAUCGUUCCCCUCCUCGCCUGUCGGAUCGCCUUCUCCCAUCGGAAUCGUGGCCUGCCCUCCUACAGCAAUGCGUCCUCACUGGCCUAUUCGACGCCAUUACAUUCGCCAGCAUGCGUACAUGGGUCGGAUUCAUGACGGGAAACCUCACACAGAUCGCACUUGCGCUCAUCGAUGAGAUAGGCGACGGGCCGUUGGAGAUCGGAGGGACUAGUCGCUUGACAAAGAGCGUCGUAGCAUUGGCCGGGUACUGCGCAGGGGCAUAUGGGAUUGCGGCCCUACUUCGACUGCUGAAGAGACGGCGUGCCCGCUCAGAGGGACGCAAUGAUGACUCCAGCUGCUAUGACUCUGCCCCCUCGCGCGGCUGGUACCUCUUCAUCUCGCUCAGCCACAUCGUCUUCUUCUCCUUGCACUUCCUCCUCAUCCGCCUCUACCCGAGUAGCCCAUCAACCAAUCUCGCCCUCGUCUCACUAGCCCUCCUCGCCCUCCCAAUGGGAUCACAGACCGUCCUCUCUCUAACGCUAGGCUCUCCCAACCCCUACAGCACAACGGUGGUCUUCACCUCGAGUCUCGCAAACAUGUGUGCCGACCCUUCCUUCCCCCGCGGGCUAAUCCCAGGGUCAGAUCGCUCCAAAUCAACACUACGCCAUCGUGCCAUGAGCAUCUUUGCCCUCGUCUUCGGCUCCCUGUUAGGUGGCGCCAUCAUUCUCGCCGAAGAGCGUUGGACAGCUGCGCGUGCUCCGGCGAGGGGAGAGGGAAACGGACGCAAUAGCAGCGACGAUGAUGCUGCGCAGGGAAUUCUGCCUACUACGUGGGCGUGCGUUGUAGUCAUUCUGCUCCAGACGGCAAUCGCUGCCAGUUGGUGGACUGUUCCCGCCAAGCCGGUUGAGGAGGCUAGGCGGGAGGAGGACGACGACGAGGAGGAGGGGGCGUAGACGCGAGCCGCACGCACGCACGGACAUGCUAGAGGAUUUACGACAUGCUAAAUUACACAAUGCAAUGGAAUGAUCCGCACUU
Molecule: messenger RNA, 1160 nt
Organism: Jaminaea rosea
Lineage: Eukaryota; Fungi; Basidiomycota; Exobasidiomycetes; Microstromatales
Exons: 1
Coding region: 59-1078 (339 amino acids)
Source: RefSeq, a predicted model, not a curated record